CUCGUGCACAAGUUCGCUUUUUCGUCUAUUUCAAUCCAUGCAGAUGAUCAGUGCCGAAUUCCGCCAUGGCAUAAAUAUAGUGAGCUGUAUGCAAAGUAGAUACCUUCGCUCAGCUGUCACCUUGCUGCCAAGUUACCGGUUGUACAUGACAAUGGCUUUAGCUGUGAGUGGCCUGAAAAGCACAGAUUUAAAAUGGCAAAGUUUCUUAAAGUAAUGGAAUGGAUCAUCAAAGACAAUCUAUCAGGGUCUGUCAAAAUCUUUCAACCAAUGGAACCACCUUAUGAAGUUGUUACACGUGUUCACAACUGUGACUAUGUAGAUGGUUUUAUCUCAGGAAGCAUUCCUCCAAAAGAAAUGAGGAAAACUGGCUUUCACUGGUCAGAGGGCCUUGUGAGAAGAUGUUUACUUGAAGUAGGUGGCACCAUGCUUGCUGCCAGGCUAGCAAUGGAGUAUGGACUAGCAUGCAGUACUGCAGGUGGAACACACCAUGCUUUUCCCAGCCAUGGUUCAGGUUUCUGCAUGUUGAAUGAUCUUGCUGUCGCUGCUAAGGACAUGAUUGAUAGUCAAGUUGUAGAUAAAAUCCUCAUUGUUGACCUGGAUGUUCACCAGGGAGACGGCACAGCCUUUAUCUUCAAAGACAAUGAUUGCAUAUUUACAUUUUCCAUGCACUGCGAGAAAAACUUUCCACUCAGGAAACAACAAAGUGAUUUAGAUGUUGGUUUAGACUGUGGCUUGAAUGAUGAGCAGUAUCUGAGGGUGGUAAUGGAUUAUUUACCAUGGCUCAUGGACACUUUUAAACCUGAUCUGAUACUGUAUGAUGCUGGAGUGGACCCACAUCAAGAUGAUGUGCUUGGUAAACUGUGUCUCACAGAUCAAGGGUUGUUGGAUCGUGACGUAGCCGUAAUAGAAAUGGCUCUUAACAGAGGGAUCCCAUGUGCGACUGUCAUUGGUGGAGGGUAUGAUGACGACAUAGAAGUUCUUGGAAGGCGUCACUCAAUCAUUCAUAGAGCAGCAGUCAAGGUUUGGAACGACAAGAAACCCUAAACAGAACGAAAAAGACCAUGUCAAGUUGCUCUCAGUCGAAGAAAGCAAUAUCCAAAUGGAUUCCUUAACCUCCGGGUACAACUCAGCCAGGAAUGGGGCCAGUAA
Messenger RNA from Pocillopora verrucosa, 1149 nucleotides. RefSeq lists its product as uncharacterized. The record is from RefSeq and is a predicted model, not a curated record. Gene Ontology annotation, molecular function: histone deacetylase activity. Lineage: Eukaryota; Metazoa; Cnidaria; Anthozoa; Scleractinia; Pocilloporidae.